Molecule: messenger RNA, 246 nt
Organism: Plenodomus lingam JN3
Lineage: Eukaryota; Fungi; Ascomycota; Dothideomycetes; Pleosporales; Leptosphaeriaceae
Source: RefSeq, a predicted model, not a curated record
AUGGCGACCCCAGAACCUCUAGCAGAUCGUGUGGCGAGCGACAACAAUUCUGUCAACUCCAACAGCGAAGGAUCAGGAGAACUGACCGCUGUCGUCGACGACCUUCUCAACCAACUCAACACCAAAUUCACAACAAUCAGCAGUGAGUUGCUGUCCAAAAUGGACGACAUGUCGCGACGGCUGGACAACUUGGAAGCGACUAUUCAGGCCAGCGAAGGGAGCAAGCCGUCUGGGACUGGGAAGUAG